Gossypium raimondii (Peruvian cotton) is the source of this 2058-nucleotide messenger RNA. RefSeq names its product L-type lectin-domain containing receptor kinase IX.1. The record is from RefSeq and is a predicted model, not a curated record. Gene Ontology annotation, biological process: protein phosphorylation. Gene Ontology annotation, cellular component: plasma membrane. Lineage: Eukaryota; Viridiplantae; Streptophyta; Magnoliopsida; Malvales; Malvaceae. Gene Ontology annotation, molecular function: carbohydrate binding; protein kinase activity; ATP binding. The coding region runs from base 1 to 2058 and encodes 685 amino acids. The transcript has a single exon.
AUGGCUCUCUCUUCUGCAAAACAAAACCAGUACUCUCCUCUUAUCAACCUCUUCAUUUCCUUUCUUUUGUUAAUCGCUUAUGCCGAGCCACUUUCCUUUAACUUCCCCAGUUUCAAUCCAAACACACCAAACAUUCACUUCGAAGGCGAUGCUUUCUCCUCAUAUAACGUUCUACAACUCACCAAGAACGCUGCUAUUGGCACUCUCACAGGUAGCACUGGACGAGCCUCUUAUAAUCAACCGCUGCGCCUUUGGGAUGCUCGUAAUGGGAAGCUAACGGAUUUCACCACCCAUUUCUCCUUCAUCAUAAAAGCAGUCAAUCUCAGUGAAUAUGGUGACGGGAUAUCCUUCUUUAUUGCACCUUUCGACUCCAAAAUCCCUUCUAAUUCCAGCGACGGCUACCUUGCACUGUUCGAUCCUGACUCUAAGUCAAACUCUUCCACUAAUAACGUCGUUGCUGUGGAGUUUGAUAGUUUCGAAAACAUAGGGGAUCCAAGUGACGAUCAUGUAGGCAUCAACAUCAACUCCAUCCGUUCAGUAAAAACAGUGCCAUGGAGAAGUAGCAUCAAGAAUGGAUCAACAGCCAACGCAUGGGUGACUUACAACUCUACCACAAGAAACCUCAGUGUUUUUCUAACCUAUGCUGAUCAACCACUCUACAUUGGGAAUUCAAGCCUUGCGUAUGUUGUAGAUUUGAGGGAGUUUUUGCCAGAAUGGGUUAGAAUAGGUUUCUCAGCAUCUACUGGGCGUCAGGUUGAGAUUCACAAUAUUCUUUCUUGGAGUUUCCAGUCAAGCUUGGAGACAAGUGGGAAAAGGAAGAACUUGGGGCUGAUUGUUGGUUUGGGUGUAGGUUUCGGUCUAGUGGCUUGUGGGUUAGGUUUGGUUUGCUUCAUCAUGUUGAGAGCAAGGGCACGUCUGAAGGACGGUGAAGCCAUUGAUGUCACCAUUGAGGAUGAGUUCGAGAAAGGGACGGGGCCAAAAAGGUUCACAUAUAAUGAACUAUGUCGAGCGACAAAUAGUUUUGCUGAGGCAGGGAAGCUUGGAGAAGGAGGAUUUGGAGGAGUUUACAAAGGGUUAUUAAGUGAUUCCAACACACAAUUGGCAGUAAAGAGGGUUUCAAGAGGAUCAAAGCAAGGGAAAAAGGAGUAUAUAUCAGAGGUGAAGAUUAUUAGCCGAUUGAGACAUAGGAAUUUGGUUCAACUCCUUGGUUGGUGCCAUGAAAAAGGUGAACUCCUCCUUGUCUAUGAAUUCUUGCCCAAUGGAAGCCUUGAUUCUCACUUAUUUGGAGGUAAAAUCAUGUUAACUUGGAUUGUAAGGUACAAAAUUGCACUCGGUUUGGCCUCGGCCUUAUUGUAUCUUCAUGAAGAGUGGGAACAAUGUGUAGUUCAUAGAGACAUAAAGUCUAGCAAUGUAAUGUUGGAUUCAAAUUUCAAUGCCAAACUUGGAGAUUUUGGUCUUGCAAGACUUGUGGACCAUGACCUGGGUUCACAAACAACUGUUUUGGCCGGCACCAUGGGCUACCUAGCCCCUGAAUGCGUCACUACGGGUAAGGCUAGCAAGGAAUCCGAUGUGUACAGUUUUGGCGUUGUGGCACUUGAAAUUGCAUGUGGAAGAAAGCCAGUUGAACCAAGGGAAGAACCAAGCAAGGUAAGGCUACUAGAAUGGGUCUGGGACCUAUAUGGAAAAGGCCAACUUCCUGAAGCUGUUGAUAAAAGACUAGGCAAGGUUUUUGAUGAGCGGCAAAUGGAAUGUUUGAUGGCAACUGGGUUAUGGUGUUGCCAUCCAGAUUACACUCGCCGCCCUUCUAUUAGGCAAGUGAUAAAUGCCCUAAACUUUGAAUCUCCAUUGCCUAGCUUGCCAUCCAAGUUACCAGUACCCAUGUAUUACGCACCUCCAAUGAGUCUCUGCAAACUUUCCUACACAUCAUCAUCAACAGGGAUCACAGAUGCGGAGAAAUGUCGAACUCAGUGUUCAUGCAGUAGCUGCUCUACUCAUACAUAUUCAUCAGCAGCAGCAGGUUCUGGGAAAGCUCUUUUAAGUUCUCAUAAGCCUAGUUAG